Elaeis guineensis (African oil palm) is the source of this 2464-nucleotide messenger RNA. Its product is annotated as subtilisin-like protease SBT3. Gene Ontology annotation, biological process: proteolysis. Lineage: Eukaryota; Viridiplantae; Streptophyta; Magnoliopsida; Arecales; Arecaceae. Gene Ontology annotation, molecular function: serine-type endopeptidase activity. The record is from RefSeq and is a predicted model, not a curated record.
UAAUUGUCCGUAUAUAGUUGACAUGGAAUAAAUGGAGCAACAUAAAAUGCUACACAUAUACUACCAAUACAACACCACCAUGUAUAACAUUUUCAUGUGAACUACUUGUAGUAGCUACCUGAUUACUGUCCUUAAUUACUACCUAACCACACAGUAAACCACAAUACAAUCAUAUAGAUCAUUCAUGGCCAACUGCAUCUCCACCACAAGAGUUCAUAUCAAGCUAGCCCCCACAUGUUCUUGACUUGGGCAAUGUGAGCCAAAGCACCACACAACUUGGUGAAUGCCUUUCCCCAUCAUUUCCCUCUUCUUAUAUACACAUUAGCACAGAGACUUCCCUCUAGUCCAAGUGACACCACUACUACAACCCAUGGCACUUUUGCCAUCCUUCCACUGUGUCCUGUGGAUGGCACUAACCAUACUUACCUCACACAUGAUAUUGGCAUCAGCUGAAGUUGCCACAUAUAUUGUCCAUAUGGACCUGUCAGCCAUGCCUAAAGCCUUCUCAGGCCACCACAGCUGGUAUACCUCUGUCGUCGCCGCCGUCGCCGCCACCACCACUGCCACUACUUCUGACUCGAUAUCUCUGACCUCGAACCUCAUCUACGUCUAUGACCAUGCAAUUCAUGGAUUCAGUGCUCGACUCUCGCCGUCGCAGCUAGAACAGCUCAAGAAAUCACAUGGCUACUUGUCGUCCUACCGCGACACGCCGGCGACGGUCGACACCACCCACACCCCAGAAUUCCUCCACCUUAGUCCAAGUCGCCACGUCGGACAUCAUCGCGGCGAUGGACCAAGCCAUAUCGGAUGGCGUGGAUGUCAUCUCCCUCUCACUGGGCUUCGACUUGGUCCCCCUCUACAAGGAUCCCAUCGCCAUAGGGGCCUUCGCCGCCAUGGAGAAGGGGAUAUUCGUCACGACCUCGGCGGGCAACAGAGGCCCGAGUUUACAAAUCCUGCACAAUGGGACCCCAUGGGUCACCACCAUCGGCGCCGCAACUGUCGAUAGAGAAUUCGUUGGAAUUAUCGAUCUCGGAGAUGGUAGCUCCAUCGUCGGGGAAUCGCUGUACCCUGGAAGGUCAUCUCCCAUCAAGCAUCCAUUGCCCUUGGUAUUCAUGGGGUCUUGUGGCAACGAGACCUUGCUGAAGAAUGUGCGUCACAAGAUGGUCGUAUGUGAUGCCAAGGAUUCUCUCGACUUCGCCAUCGUCCAGGUUCAGUCUGCCAAAGUGGAUGCUGCCCUCUUCAUAUCUGACGUCAUCUUCAAGGACUUGGAGGCCCAAUUCUCGUUCCCCGCGGCUAUCAUUAGCCCUCAAGAUGGUAAGACCAUCUUGGAGUACAUAAAUAAAGACCAUGACCCAAGAGCCAUGAUAAGAUUCCGGGAGACCAUCCUGGGCACAAAGCCUGCCCCAAUGGUGGCUGCCUACACUUCCAGAGGACCCUCCAUGAGCUGCCCAACCGUGCUGAAGCCAGACAUUGUGGCUCCUGGAACCUUGAUCCUAGCAGCUUGGGCGCUGAAUUCAUCGGUAGGGUUCGACAGGUCUCAUGAAUUGUUUAGCCCAUUCAACAUCAUAUCUGGAACAUCUAUGGCUUGCCCUCACGCAGCAGGCAUAGCUGCAAUGAUCAAGGGUGCGAGGCCGGAUUGGAGCCCGGCGGCGAUUCGAUCCGCGUUGGUGACCACCACAAACCAAUUGGACAACACCAUGACACCAAUUAAAGACAUGGGGGAUUCCAAUCGGCCGGCGACUCCAUUAGCUAUGGGGUCCGGUCACAUUGAGCCCAACAGGGCACUUGAUCCUGGUCUUGUCUAUGAUGCUAGUUCUGACGACUAUGUGAGACUCUUAUGUGCCAUGAAUUAUACCAUCCAGCAGAUAAAGACGAUCACUAGGACUUACUCUUUCGAUUGCUCGAAGGCAUCUUUAGAUCUCAAUUAUCCAUCAUUCAUUGCAUUCUUCAAUCCUAACAAGACUACUACUAGAGAUAAGGUUGUUCAAGAGUUCCGAAGGACGGUGACAAAUGUCGGAGACGCGGCGACUUACUACUCCAAGGUGGUAGCUAUGAAGGGGUUUUCAAUCACUGUCAUGCCAGAUAUGUUGGUGUUUCACGAGAAGUAUGAGAAGAAAAGUUUCACCAUCAUUAUUGAGGGCCAGAUGGGGAAGAAGAAGGAUGAGGUUCUUCAUGGUGCAUUAAGUUGGGUGGAUGAUAAAGGGAAGUAUGUGGUGAGGAGUCCUAUCGUGGCAACUACCCUCCCCUCGGCCCGGUUGUAGAUCGUUAGGACGAGUGUCACCAUGUCACCUCUCCAUGUCUUUCCCUUGUUAUGUGUUCCAAGUUAUGUUCUAACCAAAAGUGUAAUUGGCAAGGAUCAAGAAAAUUCCCCAGCAGAAACAUGUGCAUUAAUUUGUUUAUAAUUCUGUAUGACAUCAAUUAGUUGGUCAAAAUAACCAACUAUGGUUCUUUGCUUAUGCUUGCA